CAGAAGUGGGACAUCCGAAAAGAACCCCGCCUUGGCAGAGAAAUGGUAUCGUCCAAAGAUGGCAGCCUCCGUGUGGAAGCGAUGUGUGACUGCAGCAGUCAAAGUUAAAUGUUUCUCUCUGUCCUUGUCAGCCAGAAGAUGGUUGCUCUCAGCAGCGUACACCGACACCAAAGUGUGGGAGGCCAGAGAGAAAGAUCCUCAGAACCUGGCUGUUCUGGCCAUCAAUAUGGACAGGACAUAUGAUAGGAAUCUCCCAGUUAGCUCUCUGACUGUGUCACGGUUUGUUGACAACAUUUCAUCUCGAGAGGAAGUUGAUCAAGCAGAGUACUACCUUUACAAGUUUCGUCACAGUCCAAACUGUUGGUACCUGAGAGACUGGACCAUUCACGAUUGGAUCAGACAGUGUCUAAAAUACGGGGCCAGGGAGAAGGCCCUGCACACACUUAAAAACAAGGUCCAGUAUGGAAUAUUCCCAGAUGACUUCACAUUUAACCUGCUCAUAGAUUCUUACAUUAAAGAUGGAGACUUUAAAAGUGCCUGCUCGGUGGUUGAAGAAGUAAUGCUUCAGGAGGCCUUCGACCUUCCCUCCACGCAGAUCCUGUCUCUGCACGCUCUGGGUAGUUACCUAGCAUCCAGACCACAACUCGCUGUGUCAGAGGAGCGGGCAUUGGGAGCAUCACUGCUUAUCUGUGGACUGAAGCAAGACAGCACUGUUGGGCUCAGCGCCCAGCUACUUGGCAAUGCUCUCCUAGGCAAGGUAGAGAUGUUAAAGGGCAUACAUGCCGUGUUCAAGGGGAUGCCUCUCUUCUGGGGUUGUGGGUAUCUGGACCGAGCACUGGCUGUCAUGGAGAGAGUGGCUGCUGCUUCUGGUGAUGUCAAGCUGUCCAAGUACACACUGGACUACAUGAAUGACUUGCUGCAGGAACUGUGUUCUACCUCAGACACUGAUUCCUCUGGAGAGGAGUCAGCAGGUGACGAGGACAAGAAGGAAGACACUGUAGAUGAAGAUGAUCAGGCCGAGCGGGCUAGGCUACCUCAGUAUGCCAGCAGAUUCAAGGAACUGAGCAGGCAGCUGGAGUCUCUGGGUAAAGUGGACUCUGCCUCCUUCCAGGAUUUAGUUACCACUCUUGCCCAGCAGAACCUGGCGGCUGCAGAAAAACCCGACUUGGAGCAGUACGAGAGCCGGGUGCAGGCAUGGGAGGCUGAGAAGAGGCAGCUGAUUCAGAGAGAGAAAGCAAUGAGGGAGAAGGCCGAGCAGGAGAAACAGGAGCGGUUAGCUUCAAAGGCUGCAGCCCAGCAGGCAUAGAGACUCUUAAGAUGGAGUUGAAUGAAGAUCACUAAACUGUCUAUUGAGUACGUACAUUCAAAUUGUAUAUACUUAGGAUAUAACAUACGCCUCGAAAAUUGUGAAAUAUCAACAUUACAUCUGCUUGUGUCAUUAGUUACUUUUGUAAUUCAAUUAUUGUGUUCUUAUGUAAUUAAGUGUUGCUCUGUUUUUAUAGAAUUAAGAGCGGCAAAUAUAAAUAUAUUGUCAAGAUAAGGUUUCAUUUGUAUAUGAAAUUCUGUCUCUCAUUUACCGAUUUUCUGAUUUGGACUACGGGGAUGAUAUCAUUAUUGGAACUUAUGCACACAUCAAUUGUUAAGCCUGAUCGUCGGUUGACCUCGUGAGCAAAAAAAGGGGAAAGCUGGGGAAAGAUCUUACCAUCACAUCCUCCCACUCCUCUCUCUCUGUGUGUGUGUGUGUGUGUGUGUGUGUGUGUGUGAGAGAGAGAGAAGCAUCUUUAGACGUUUUCUCACAGGGGAUUGAAGGGGGUAUUGCACAGAAGAAUUUGCUGAUAGCCAAUCUAGACAACACCAUAUUUUUUUGCAUGGAAAGGAAUGCAUUUAUGACCAGAAACCUUUCGUGUAUUAGAUCCUGAACAGUAUGAAUAGACACAGUGUACUUCAGUGUUUGUUAAAAAGUGAACAUCUCAACAGAGUGCAGCAUCAGCUACUACAGCAAGAGCACACAAUUAACUGGCUAAUAGUUAACUGGCAAAUAAAGGAAAGCGUGUGUUUAGACGCCACAGAAAGAUAAGAUAAUAGAUCUUUGGAGAAGAAAAUGCUGUUGUGGUACUGCACGUAAUGUGUUCAUUCCACAUUAUGUUGCAGCUAUUCAGUAUUCAGAGCAUGAUCUUGGGAAACAGCUUGGUAUGCAGUCUAGGAUGAAUGAGCAGCACGAAAUGUUUAAAACAAGAACUAUUGUGAUGGCUCUUUGCUGCUUUUCUGAGAGCAGCUCCUCACUCAUAGCCAGUGUGUCUUUUUAUAUAAGCAUCAGAAAAGCAAUUUAGCGGUUAGAAAAUAGCAUUAUUUAUAUUUAGUCCCUUCUGAAUAUCACAACAUGGAGGUGUUGCUUCUAUCCACCACCUGAAACUGAGCAUGUAAGUUUUCCUUUUUGACCUUAAAAACAGCAACUCAGUCCAGGAUCAACGAAGUGGAGACUGACGCAUCACUGAAUUAAAACAUAAUAUGUGACCCUUUCAGAUAGAGUAAGAGGCAAUACGGUCUACACAUGUGUCCUGGCACUGAAUUAAAAUGCUGUUUAAAAACGACGUAAAAUGGCAAGUUUUUAAUUUGAAUUUCAGGCAACAACACAUACCUGAAUUACAAAACAUUAAGUGUAGCUAGCAAAGUUAGUGGAAGGUUAAUAACAUUUCCCAGUCAUUCUUAACUGUAUGAGAAGCAUUGGUACUUGCUCUGAAACAUUUCUCGAUGCAUGUAAUGUCAUUCUUACAUUCUCAAGUUGGAAAAGUUAAAUUUACAUUUAGCUGACACUUUUAUCCAAAGCGACUUACAAUUGCUAUACAUGUCAGAGGUCGCACGCCUCUGGAGUAUGAUGAGUUAAGUGUAUUGCUCAGGGACACAAUGGUCGAUGGGUCACAGUGGGGGAUUGAACCCGGGUCUCUCAAACCAAGGGCAUGUGUUUUAUCCAUUGCGCCAUUGCCACCCUAUAUUGAAUAUAUUCUUUGACCUCCUAAACUGUUAUACUGUAAAACUUCAGAUGACCUAUCAUUUAUGAAUCAUUCAAUUGAUCUAACCAUGAAACACGGUGCAUCUAGACCAACCCAGAGAGACUACAUUUAUGGACUAAAGGAAUAUAAAUAAUCAAGGAAUGAACACAUAUCUGGACUUAAUGACUUAUUCAAGGGUAGUGAGUCCCCACUUUUUUUUUCACCUCUCUUGUUUAUUAUAUCAUAAAUUAUACUUUGGUGUUCAUAGUUUGCUUAAAAUGAACUGAACAAUUGUAUUGUGGAGAAUCUAUUCAGUCUAGGGAUGUGUAGCAUAUCCAUGUUGACAAAAGUUUAACAUUUAUAUUUGUAUGUGAUCUAAGCAGCUUAGAACUAGCUCAAGGGGAAGUGACCCGGUGGGCUUCGAGAGGUUUUAUAAAUCCAGAGCACGUAAUGUGAAAACCAGACUAGGCAUCUAAUUAAGACAUGCGUUUAUUUGUGUAGCCACACCAGGUCAGUAAAAAGGACAGGCAUUUAAUCUGGACUAGGCUUUAAUCGAAGUUUUAUGGUAUUUGGAAGUUACGUCACAGCUUGUGAUGCUACAGUGGCUUCCUAUUCACAUAGUUUACCGCUUUUGAUUGAAGGCGCUAUAGACAUUUCCCACACAUUACUUCUUUGUCUUGUCUUUACUAGCUAAGACAAAUCUUUAAGUUUUGUGUUAAACUAGCAAGUAGAUACAUGAAUUUAAGAAUGACUUUACACAGAUGACAUUUCACAACUUAAUCAAUUUAUAAAUAGCGGGCCCAACCUAAUCCUGUUGUGCAGCUUUUGGCUGUAUCACACGGCUCAACAAGUGAUCAGCAGAUCAAAUCACUUGUUAUGGAAAUGUAGAUGUUCGAACUUCCCAUGAUUUAGAGCACAUCUUGGACAUCUCGACAGUUCAUUCCUGACCUUGGAAACAGCUGAUUCAAAUAAACAAGCAAUCUCAACUCAAGGUCAGUUUUCUCCAGAGCUUUUUGAGAUUGUUUUGUCAAACUCCAGAAAUGAUGUCUUAAGUCCUGUCCCCUCAGGUUGACUGGAAGUUAACCCUGUGAUUAUUUAUGAUCAUGGUCAUUUGUUCCUGGUCACUGUAGUGUUUAUCCAACACUAAUCAAACCGAAUUAAAUAGUCAAUCAGUUGGGGACUGUUUCAGUGGUCAUGUUUAUUAAACAUGAAACUUAAAUGUAACCCAGUGCAACGCUAAGGCUCAUUGAUGUGUUAAAUAGAUACAUAGUUUUUGUGCAAUCGUGGGACUCUAUUGCAUAGAGCAAUAAGUUAUAGCAGCACUUGAGUGGGAGUAGUAUCAUCAGUAGGGUUUUCAUGGGAUUUUAAGAAAAAUGCAUAAUAACAACCUUAUCCUUUAACUGCUUAUUAUUUAGUGGAGGCUUCGUCACAAUCUUUCCUCUUCUAUUGACCAUGGUUUAGGACAAUAUUGAUGUAUUGGUUUCAUUUCAUCAAUUUCAUUUGCUGAUUUUUUUAAAAAUGUUUUUAUUUGUACACACAAUUCCAUUUCACAUUGUGUUGUGCAACUGCCCUUCUUGCUGCAUUAAUAACAGUUAAGUGGUGAGUUGAACCUCCGGAUAAGCCAAAAUAUGCAUAUGUAAAUUUAAUAAAGGAAUGUGUCACUAUCUU
Molecule: messenger RNA, 4658 nt
Organism: Micropterus dolomieu (smallmouth bass)
Lineage: Eukaryota; Metazoa; Chordata; Actinopteri; Centrarchiformes; Centrarchidae
Gene: mrps27
Product: mitochondrial ribosomal protein S27
Exons: 11
Coding region: 59-1306 (415 amino acids)
Cellular component (GO): mitochondrion
Molecular function (GO): protein binding
Source: RefSeq, a predicted model, not a curated record